AUGAGGGUACUGGUGCUGACGGCACUGCUGGUGGCUGUCUUUGCCAAAGAGAACUUUGUGGGGCACCAGGUGCUCCGGAUCUCCGCAGUCAAUGAAGCCCAGGUUCAGAAGGUGAAGGAGCUGGAGGAGCUGGAGCACCUGCAGUUGGACUUCUGGAGAGGCCCUGCCCAGCCCGGUGCCCCCAUCGACGUCCGAGUGCCCUUCCCCAGCCUGCAGCCCGUCAAGGUCUUCCUGGAGUCCCAUGGCAUUGAGCACAGGGCCAUGAUCAAGGACCUGCAGUCGCUGCUGGACCAGGAGCAGGAGGAGAUGUUCGCCUUCCAGGCCCGCGCCAGCUCCACGGACUCCUUUAACUAUGCCACCUACCACACCCUGGAGGAGAUCUACAACUUCAUGGACAUGCUGGUGGCUGAGAACCCCAACCUGGUCAGCAAACACGAGAUCGGGAGGACCUACGAAGGGCGCCCCAUUUACGUGCUGAAGUUCAGCACCGGUGGCGACAAACGCCCUGCCUUCUGGAUCGACACCGGCAUCCAUUCCAGGGAGUGGGUCACCCAGGCCAGCGGGGUCUGGUUCGCCAAGAAGAUCGUGACCGACUACCAGAAGGACGCACGUCUCACGUCCUUUCUCAACAACAUGGACAUCUUCCUGGAGAUCGUCACCAACCCUGAUGGCUUUGCCUUCACCCAUAGCAAGAACCGCUUGUGGCGUAAGACACGCUCCAUCACGCCAGGCUCCUCCUGUGUGGGCGUAGACCCCAACCGGAACUGGGAUGCUGGCUUUGGGGUGGCCGGCGGAGCUAGCAACAACCCCUGCACGGAAACCUACCACGGCAAGUUCCCCAACUCUGAGUCUGAGGUCAAGGCCAUCGUGGAUUUUGUCAAGGACCACGGGAACAUCAAGGCCUUCAUCUCCAUCCACAGCUACUCCCAGCUCCUGCUCUACCCUUUCGGCUACAAGAUGGACCCGGCCCGUGACCAGAGUGAGCUGGACCAGCUGGCCCGGUCUGCGGUGACGGCCCUGGCUUCUCUGUACGGGACCAGCUACCAGUACGGCAGUAUCAUCCAAACCAUCUACAAAGCCAGCGGAGGCACCAUUGACUGGACCUACGAGCAGGGCAUCAAGUACUCUUUCACCUUUGAACUCCGGGACACCGGACGCUACGGCUUCCUGCUGCCAGCUUCCCAGAUCCUCCCGACUGCCCAGGAGACCUGGCUGGCCCUUCAGGUCAUCAUGGAGCACACCCUGAAUCAUCCAUACUGAGCUGACCCAUUGCUUCCCCUCCCUGGCCCCACAAAUCAAAUAAAGCCUGAUCAUCCACGGA
Messenger RNA from Echinops telfairi (small Madagascar hedgehog), 1321 nucleotides. It is a transcript of the gene CPA1, whose product is annotated as carboxypeptidase A1. The record is from RefSeq and is a predicted model, not a curated record. Lineage: Eukaryota; Metazoa; Chordata; Mammalia; Afrosoricida; Tenrecidae. Gene Ontology annotation, biological process: proteolysis. The transcript is spliced from 10 exons. The coding region runs from base 1 to 1260 and encodes 419 amino acids. Gene Ontology annotation, molecular function: metallocarboxypeptidase activity; zinc ion binding.